AUGCAGCAUUGGGCAUAUGUUGAAACUGUUUUCGUCUAUCAAUCAACACAUCUUCAAAAUGAUUAUGUAAAUGGGUAUAAAGCAAUAGAGUUUGUUUUUGAUCAGUCUGGAUAUAUCGUGGUAGUUACACCCAGUCGACAAGAUUUUACUAUCUAUACAAUCGAUCUCAAGACGGAACAAUACACCACCCAAUCAAUUCCAAAUCAAGCAAGAACCAUUGGAUUCUAUUUACCUGGUAAUAUGUUUUGUGCUCAAUGA
Heterostelium album PN500 is the source of this 258-nucleotide messenger RNA. RefSeq lists its product as uncharacterized. Lineage: Eukaryota; Evosea; Eumycetozoa; Acytosteliales; Acytosteliaceae. The transcript is spliced from 2 exons. The record is from RefSeq and is a predicted model, not a curated record. Bases 1 to 258 code for a protein of 85 amino acids.